Messenger RNA from Meira miltonrushii, 900 nucleotides. RefSeq names its product SAICAR synthase-like protein. NCBI's taxonomy places the organism in Eukaryota, Fungi, Basidiomycota, Exobasidiomycetes, Exobasidiales, Brachybasidiaceae. The annotation marks the transcript as partial. Gene Ontology annotation, biological process: phosphatidylinositol phosphate biosynthetic process; inositol phosphate biosynthetic process. Gene Ontology annotation, molecular function: inositol hexakisphosphate kinase activity; inositol-1,4,5,6-tetrakisphosphate 3-kinase activity. The transcript is spliced from 2 exons. Gene Ontology annotation, cellular component: nucleus; cytoplasm. The record is from RefSeq and is a predicted model, not a curated record.
ACUCCCAAGACAAUCUCCAAGAGUGAAUUGUUAAGCCAUACCAAUCAAGUUGCUGGACAUGAUGCUGCCGUCUAUACCACGCAAAGUGGGGAUUUGGUCGUUAAGCCUUGCUUACCUGCAGAAGCAGACUUUUACCAAGCAGCAUUGCUCAAGCAGCCUACAGGUACCAGCAAGUCACAGUUGGCAUUGUUGAAACGUCUUUCGGUCUUCUUGCCAACGUAUCAUGGUACUGUCGAUAUUGAUGAAGGAAAUAAUACCGCUGCGACUAGAGCUGUCAUCAUUGAGAACCUCACUCGCGGGUACAAGCAUGCAAACGUGUUGGACCUCAAGCUUGGAAAACAAUUCUGGGAUGAAUCAUCUUCUGUCGAAAAGCGUACUCGAAUGGAAGAAUCUUCAAAGAACACCACAAGUGGCACUACCGGCAUUCGUUUGACCGGAUGGCAAAUUUGGGAUAGCAUCACUUCUCAAACGAUCAAAGUCGAUAAAGCCUUUGGCAAAGGUAUCAAGGUUGACCAACUUGAGAUUGGUUUGCGUUCAUUCUUUGGUUUAGGCAGCGAAGCAGAUGCUGAAGUUGUUUCACAGUUCAAUAGUACUCCUGCUGAAAGGGUUCGUUUACCUGUCAAAGCUGUAGAGCACAUCAUCAGCGAUGGUAUUCUUCCUGCUUUGAAGGAAUUGAAUGACAUCAUCAAGAAGCUCGAAUGGCGCGUCCGAGGAGGAAGUAUGUUGAUCGUAUAUGAAGGUGAUCCAGAGGUCUUGACAAAGAGAGUCAACAAUGAUCACGUUGAUCGUCUAGUCGAUGUUCGUUUGAUUGACUUUGCUCACGCUACCUUUACGCCUGGUAAGGGUAAAGAUGAAGGCUAUUUAGCUGGAUUGCAAACUACGAAUACAUUAAUGACCAAA